CCCGGGUUCCUCCGGAAAUUCUCGGGUGUUUCCGUCUCCACAUCGGCACCAAUUGGUUCUUUCCAUCCUCCUAGUCGCUCCCCCUCCCUCAUCCUGCUUUCAGAGCUCGGUUCUCUUCGUCUUACCGAGGCUUUGAAUCGAAUCUGUUCGGAAGCUCUCGACUCUGGCAUAACCAUAAUCGGAAUUAUUCGGCUAUCUCCGGACCUAAGGCUGAGACGCUGUGGCGCUUGGGUGUUUGGGGCUGGUCCGGGACCGGAAGUGCGUGGGCUUCCCGGCUGGCCCUCCUUAGGGUUUUUAGGAAACCUGGAAGCGGCGGCGAUAAUUGAAGUCUAAACACUCUUGUGACGGUCUCCGGGUGCCCUGUGAGAGGAAAGGGGAGGAAAUAUAAGAAAAUAAUGGAGUUAUGAAGUUCUUGGCAUAUUUCAGAGGCUACAUGCACAUUGCGGAGAAGGGUCUUUCGUCAUAUAUGAUGUUUUCCCUUUCUUUUUUUUCUUUCUGUUGAUAGCUCUGGAAUGAUUAGCAUCUAGGCCCUGACCAGCUGCUUGGAUGCCACUGGGAUCAUCUUCCUCUUCGAUGCCGCUACCCUUCCCUUCUCCCUUACCCUCGGUACCAGACAAUAUUUCUAACUCUUCCCCUCCCCCAAUGUCUUACAUCACUUCCCAGGAGAUGAAGUGUAUUCUUCACUGGUUUGCCAGCUGGUCAGGUCCUCAGCGUGAACGUUUCCUACAGGACCUGGUAGCUAAGGCAGUACCGGGAAAAUUGCAGCCACUGCUGGAAAGUCUGGAGCAGCUUAGCGUGUCUGGAGCAAACCGACCACCUUGUAUCUUUGAGUGCCAGCUACGUCUUUGGGAUCAGUGGUUUCGAGGUUGGGCUGAGCAGGAGCGCAAUGAAUUUGUCAGGCAGCUGGAGAUCAGUGAGCCAGACUUCGUGGCAAAGUUUUACCAAGCAGUGGCUGCUACCGCUGGUAAAGACUGAUAGGCAUUAAAAUCAAAGAAGAUAACCAGAGCUAAUGGAGCCGAGGCCACAACUUUACCAUGAGAACUUCAAAUGUAUCACUUAAAGGCCUGGGGAUGGUGUCCCGAUCAGCUGACUGAACUCGCUGACCAAUACAAGCCUGGUGAUUUCAACAGCCGAUCAACUGGAUUCCUAGUGUAAAUGUUUUCCAUCUAAGCAAAUCCAGAUCAGCAAUCUGUCUCCUAGCUUACUUCCUUCCAAGAGAUGUCAAACCCUCAAGAAUUUAAAGGCUUCUUUUACAACUAUAACCGAAAGGAAUCUACACAUUAUAACUCAAGCCUACUGCCGGCCCAUAGGGGUAUAAAAUAGAGCCCUUCUACUCCAGAAACAAGAGAGAAGGACAAUAAAAGGUCAUGUUCUUAUAAUUUAGCUGGAUUCAGAUGGCUGCUUUCACCACUGUUACCAAAUUCUGGCAUAAUUAUGUGAUAUCCCAACUACUAGCUUUCCUAGUGAUGAUUUAGUAAAAUUAUGGAAAAAUCAGGAGGUGGAGAUAAUUAGCUACUCCUUCCUCCACACUGAUGUUGGUAUGAAUCCAAGUAGCAAUGAUUUUUUUCUAAAGUAUAUAUGACAUCCUUGGAGCUGGUAGCAGAUGUUCCUAUUCUAUAAGUUUGCUUUACAACAAUAUGAAAACAAGUGACAUUCUUUACAGGUUGAAGGGUUUAUUUUUUGUAUCAAAAUAAAGAACAGAUUUUCAGAACC
This is a messenger RNA of Lagenorhynchus albirostris (white-beaked dolphin), 1713 nucleotides long. RefSeq names its product chromosome 1 C14orf119 homolog (gene C1H14orf119). The record is from RefSeq and is a predicted model, not a curated record. NCBI's taxonomy places the organism in Eukaryota, Metazoa, Chordata, Mammalia, Artiodactyla, Delphinidae. Bases 547 to 975 code for a protein of 142 amino acids. The transcript is spliced from 3 exons.